Molecule: messenger RNA, 1886 nt
Organism: Ectocarpus sp. CCAP 1310/34
Lineage: Eukaryota; Phaeophyceae; Ectocarpales; Ectocarpaceae
Source: the annotation of a GenBank genome assembly
CCCCGUACGUGCCACCCUCACCCUUUGGUCCUCCUUGCCCCUAUUUUUUUUUCGAAGCAGCUGGACACUUGGCCCGCCGCACGGAAAAGCGAGAGAGAGAGAGGAAAACAAUGGAGAAAAAAAAGCACAGCAGGAUGUAUGAUUUCCACCAAGCCCAACAACUCGGACGCUUGCUAUUUGUCGUGGGCGCGGCUUCCUGUACAGCAGCAAGUGAGCCAUGGAGUGCCCGCCACCACCGGCCGACCACGGCUCGGGCCAGCGUCGACGCGGCUUCUGCUCGGCGAGAGGAGGAACCGCCGCUCCCCCCGCCGUUUCUGCUUGGCUCGCGAACGGCCAGCAGGGAUGACGGAAAUCAUGCGCAGCAAUCAUCCACAGGAGUAGUUGCAGCGAGUCUACGGUUGUCGCCCUUCUCGCCAAAGCUCCUAGCUUCUCUGCUGCUGUCCCUGAGGGGGGGGGCAGGCAGCAGCCCAGGAGACCCACCGAAAGCAGCGGCCAGGCUUGGGAGAGAAAGACGGGCGGGUGGUGGCCGCGCAGGCUCUGGUAGUGACGGUGGCAAGGAAGACGACUCGGAAGACGACUUGGAGGCCCUCCUUCGUUCCGUGGGGAACGCCGACGACCCAGAUGAGUCUCCGCUCGACCUCGAAGGUCUGUCCGAUCUCGGCGACUUCAGCGGUCUCGGCCGGCUCGACUUCUCCUCCGGCAAGGACGAUGGUUCCGAUGACGGGUCCCAGAUGGAGCGGGUAGUUGGGAGGCAGGGCGAGGGUCUGGAGAACGAGGGGUCGGGUGCCGACGUGCGGGAGGUAGGUGACGACGAGGAAGAGGAGAUCGUGACUGCGGCAGCAGGGUGGGUAGACGGCCCGACGAGCGAUGACGAGGCCACCGGGCAAGGGGAGGAAGAGGAUGAGGACGAGGACGAAGACGAUGAGGAAGAGGAGAGCGGUGGUGCGGGGGAUCAACCUGACUACAGCGCCAGCGGCGGUGGCAGCAGCAGCAGUAGCAGCGGAGACGGAAGCUGCAGGGACAACGCGGAUGUCAUGGAGGAGAACGACGGCCACCAACUACCCGACAGCGUCGGAAGUCGCAGCUCUACUGACAGCAGAAGCGGGACUGCAGCAUCGAAGGACGAAGGGGAACGGCGGGAAGGUAGCAGCGCGGUGUCGCCGGCAGUGGGAGCCGAAAUGCCUGUCGAGAACAACAAGGACGACCAGUCGUCCUCCUUGUCGGACGCCGGGGAUACCGCCGCGGCGGGCGGGGCGAAACGGGGGCACGGCGGAGGGGACGUCGUGGGGAAGGGGGAGGAGGGGAGUGACGAUGAGUCCGUGGGGGCGAACGGCGGGAGCAUCGAGAGUGACGGCAAUGACGGAGGCGGUUAUGUCGUCGACGGUGGCGCGAAGGGCUCGGUCGAUAUGGACGGCGAGGGUGACGGAAGCGGCGGCGGCGGUUCCAGUGCCGGCGGCCGGAGUGACGCGGACAACGUAACGGAAGGUGGAAUAGAGAGCGGGGAUGUUGAAGGGGAGGGACGUGGGGGUAGCGAGGAUACCCGGAGCGGGGCGCGCCGUCUUGCCGGUGGGCGAGGGCCGGCUAGUGCAGGAAGCGAAGACGGCGUGGACGAGAGCGUGGAGGGCGAUGGUGACGACGGCGACGUGGAGAGCGGCAGUAGCGCUGCUGAUGCCACUGCGGGCGAGACAGAUAGCGAAGGUGGCGGGGGAGCAGAGAGCGGGGACGGCAGUGAUGACGAUGAGGCGGAGCAAGAAGAGCGUGCGGUUGGUGCGACGGCCCUAGGAAGCGGGAGCGAUGACACGGACUGGAGUGGCGGGGAUGACAACCGGGCGGGCGAAGCCGAGGAGAGGCUUAAGGGGGAGGAGGAGGAGGAGGAGGAGGAGGAG